This is a messenger RNA of Fonsecaea multimorphosa CBS 102226, 1641 nucleotides long. RefSeq lists its product as uncharacterized. Gene Ontology annotation, biological process: transmembrane transport. The transcript is spliced from 3 exons. Bases 1 to 1641 code for a protein of 546 amino acids. Gene Ontology annotation, molecular function: transmembrane transporter activity. The record is from RefSeq and is a predicted model, not a curated record. NCBI's taxonomy places the organism in Eukaryota, Fungi, Ascomycota, Eurotiomycetes, Chaetothyriales, Herpotrichiellaceae.
AUGGCAACAGCAGUCCCGGACGUGGUGCCAGGGACGAUCCAUCUGAUCGAUACUCUGCAUCAUACAACUCACAACCAUGAUAUUGUUCUCAAUCCUCGUCCUAGCGCCGAUCCGGAAGAUCCGCUUAACUGGAAACCUUGGAGGAAGCAAUUGAACAUCUGGAUGGUGUACACGUACAUCUUCGGAGUUGCCAUUGCCACUGCUGUGCAGUACUCUGUGCUCACAAACAUCUCUGAAGAGACCGGUAUAUCCGUCGCCGACCUCAACACGGGAACCGGCUUGAUGUUCCUCUUCUUAGGCUGGGGAUGCCUCGUCUGGCAACCUAUUGCUUUGGUCUUCGGUCGUCGAGGUGUUUAUAUUCUCAGCAGCCUUCUUGCAAUCGGGCCCAUGGUGUGGACAGCGUACUCCCACUCGGCAGGAGAAUGGUGGGCGCACAGAAUCCUAAUUGGCAUCAUUGUCGCUCCGGCCGAAUCUCUGCCUGAGGUCUCGGUACCAGAUCUCUUCUUUGCUCACGAUCGUGGUCUUUACAUCGGCCUCUAUGCUUUGUUCGUAUUCGGAGGCAACGCUCUAGCGCCCUUCUUCGCCGGAUUCAUCACAGACGCACUGGGGUGGAAAUCUGCCAUAUGGUUUGGUACCAUCGUGCUUGCCGUCACCACCGUUAUCAUCUUCUUUGGCCUCGAAGAAACAAUGUAUUUCCGGGAGACCAUAGAGGGCCUGGACGAAGGAGAGGCAAUUAAGGACAAUGAACCUGUCCGGGAGCCAUCAGUACAACCCACAGAGAUUGAUGAGAAAGCCCCCAGACUUGUACAGGGCCAGGUCGUCUCUUCAACCAGUCGGGAAGCACACACAUAUGUGCCUCCUCGGACUUAUCUACAGAAACUGGCGCUCUUUCGGAAUGUUCCGGGUCGUCCAUCCGUCAGGCAGAUGUUCAUCAUGAUGUAUCGACCUCUGCUCAUCUUUUUCCAUUUUCCGUCCGUCGAUUGGGCGGGGUUUCUGUACGGCGUCUCGCUGUCUUGGUACAACGUGUGCAACGCGACAAUGAGUCUGAUCUUAAGUGGGGCACCGUACUACUUUUCACCAACAUCGGUCGGCUUGGCCUUUCUCUCUCUGUUUGUGGGCGCCGUUCUCGGUGCUCUGUGGGCCGGUUAUGCCGGGGACAAAGCGGCCCUCUAUCUCGCCCGUCGCAACGGUGGCGUACGUGAGCCUGAGCAUCGCCUCUGGGUACUUCUGGUCUCCGGCAUCAUUGGAGCUGUUGGCUUUAUUCUCUGGGGUGUUGGUGCUGCAAAUGGGAUUCACUUCAUGGGCUUGAUCAUCGGCGUCGGCAUGGUCGAGUUUGGAGUUGUCGCGGGUGGAUCGACAUCCUUAGCCUACGACAUCGACUGCUUCAAGGAAAUCGCGGGGGAAACGCUCAUCUUGGUCAUCGUCAUCCGCAACACGAUGGGGUUCGGAAUGUCGUAUGGAAUCACCCCAUGGCUCGCGGCGCAAGGGCUGACCAAGACUUUUGUCGCUGUGGCCAUGCUCUCGUUGGGCACCACAUUGACAUUCUUGGUGUUUGUUGUCUACGGAAAGGCUCUGCGCAAGUGGUCGGCGAGAAAGUAUUGGGAGUAUGUCAGCACAUUGGUCAUAAAGGUCGAGCAUUGA